This is a messenger RNA of Diorhabda carinulata, 1090 nucleotides long. RefSeq lists its product as uncharacterized. The transcript is spliced from 3 exons. Bases 419 to 1036 code for a protein of 205 amino acids. The record is from RefSeq and is a predicted model, not a curated record. Lineage: Eukaryota; Metazoa; Arthropoda; Insecta; Coleoptera; Chrysomelidae.
GUCAGUAAUUAGUUUUGAAUGAAUAGCUUCGUGUGUAGAAGGUCUUAGACUGACAUAAGAAGUCAACAGACAAAUUCAGAAAGCUGUGUCUUUUUUAUACCACUAUAAAUGAAUUAAAUAUAUAUUCACAAUUUCAUACAAUAUCGGUAGUAUAAGACAAAUACUUAUUACACAGAUACGAAUACUGCUUUUCUGGUAGCAUAGAGUAGUUUUGGAGAAUAACGGUGAUUGGCUGUUACUGUUACACUGGCCUAUUCCAAAUAUCUUCACAUGUGACUGUACCUUAAUAAGUUGAGUGCUUCGUGUAACGCUGGUUGCCAAAAAAUUAAACCAUGUUGUGAUACAUGCACCUCUAACCUAAUUUAUUUAACAAUUAACAUAUAAGUUAAUAAACAUUUUACAGGUCACUUGACUAAAUAUGAGUACACAAAAGGGCAAUACAUCUCGAACUCGUCCUCAAAAACAUAAAAACCGUACAGCUUUCAAAAACAGUCUUCAUGAUACGAACCACAGAACGAAAAUGAUCAAUUCAAUACAAGUUAGCGAAGUAUGUGUUCGAUGUAAAGAUAUAAUAGAAUGGAAAAUAAAAUAUAAGAAAUACAAACCACUGACUCAACCAAAAACAUGUACCAAAUGUGGGUUGAAAAAUGUUAAGAAAGCUUAUCAUGUAAUGUGCACAGAAUGUGGGAGACAAUUGGGAGUUUGUACAAAGUGUUGUCAAAGUAAAGAAGUUAUUGUUGCCGAACCUCCAGAAAAAGAGCAGCUGAAGUUAGAUAAUGAACUUAAGGCAUUGCUACAGUCACUUCCGGAAAGAAAAAGAAGGACGUUUUUAAGAUAUUUGGACAAAAAAGGAAAAGAAAAAGAGGAAAAAAUCGAAGAGAAAUCUUCUAAAGAUACUACAGCAGAAGAUGAUAGGAAAGAUUUGUUAAAUAAAUUGAAUUCUUUAAAAAUGAACGAUGAAGAUGAUGAAGACUUUGAUGAUUUCAUAGACAGUGAUGAAAAUAAAGAUGAAGAGGAUGAUAGUGAUGUUUCAUAGUUAUUUGUCAAAAUUCCUUCUGAAUGGAAAAUAAUAUAAUGCCAUUUACAUAUA